GGUCAAGAUGGAUAUAAAAGUCUGGGGGAGUAGCCUCUUUCCCUUUAUUUUAUGCCAAGAUCAAGGGCGCUGUGAUUCGUCAACUGCCCCACCAUGACAUGCAGGUGCGAGAGUUCUGUCCCAAUUGGGAUAGUGAAUCCACCAGACCUCAUCGAGACCCCGGGGGUGGGAUUUCUCCGGUCACAGACAGCGCUUGACCCCUUGUCGCGGAAUAGUGGGUCAUCGUCCUGCCAUCCCGCGUCAUUCCGAACGCGUUCAUCGGCUUAAACCCACCAUCUUCACAUUCUCUGUCGUUCAUCCAAGCCCACUGCCAACCAACGCGAUUUGAUUACUGAGAAUCCUAAGCCCAAUUCGAAUAGCCUGCUAUCUCUACUGGUAUUCUUAAACUACGCCGCCGGUAGACAGCCGGACCCGCCAUGGCCGCUCCUUCAACCGGAGGUCAUACGUGUGCUAUUUGCGGGAAGCAGUAUCAGAGAAGCGCUCAUCUACGCCGCCACGAAUCCACACACGUUGAAUCCGCUAGGUACAAGUGCCUGUACUGCGAAAAGGCAUUUGCCAGACGGUUCGUAUUAUCUUGCGCACAUCCAUGCUGAAAAUCCCACUAAAGUGCGACAGAGAUGUGUGCCGUAAGCACACA
This is a messenger RNA of Colletotrichum godetiae, 637 nucleotides long. RefSeq lists its product as uncharacterized. The coding region runs from base 417 to 593 and encodes 58 amino acids. The record is from RefSeq and is a predicted model, not a curated record. NCBI's taxonomy places the organism in Eukaryota, Fungi, Ascomycota, Sordariomycetes, Glomerellales, Glomerellaceae. The transcript is spliced from 2 exons.